ACAGAUCCCUCCAGCAGCAGGCGAACCCCGGAGCAGCGGCGGUAGAUGAAAGCGAAGAGAAGGAACACGGCCUCAGCCAUGUCCACGUCGCUGAGAGUGAGCCCGUCAGUGCACGGCUACCGCUUCGACACCGCGCUGCGCAAGAAAGCCGUGGCCAACAUCUUUGAGAGCGUCGACGAGGAGUCGCUGCAAAAGCUCUUCAAGCACUCCGGGGACAAAAAGGCGGAGGAGAGAGCCAAGAUCAUCCUCGACACCGACCAGGACGUGGAGGAGAAAGCAAGAGCACUGAUGGCUCUGAAGCAGAGGCGGAAAGACAAACUCCUCCAGUUCCUGAAAUUCCCGAAAUACUCCAUCAAGGUGCACUGAGCUGGAAGGAGCAGCCACGGAGGAGAACGUUUUGGGACGAGGCUGCCACAGGCAGCACACUCCAUGCUGGUGCUGCUGGGACGCUCCUGUGCCCGGUGCUGCCAGCAGGAUGCUGCGUGCCCAGCGCUGCAGGUGGGAUGGGACGCUGCCAUGCCCGGUGCUGUGUGCCCAGGGCUGUGUGCCCGGUGCUGUGUGCCCGGUGCUGCUGCCGGAACGCUCCCGUGCCUGGUGAUGGUGCCCAAUGGGAGAGAACCAACUCACCCCAUCCCACGGCACUGCAGCAGCGAGAUGAGCCGACUGCACCCAUUUGCUUCGCCUGCCUGAACUCUUAGCUGAAGUUUGAAACUUUCUAAGCCUCGCUGUUGUCUGCAGAACGGAGACCCCAGACAUUGAUCAGCUCCUGAUCGUCCCUCAUUCUGCAUUCGUUGAAAUGCAUCGAAGUGCAUUGUGUGACUGCAACACAUUCAGCCUACAGGGAAUGCACUGCCCUACGGACACUGCGCGACUGUGCCUUUUCUCUCUCCAGCAGUGUGCAUGCAUUAAGAACUGCUUGCACAAAAGCAAUAAUAAUGACAGAUUUCCCUGAAUUCACUGUGAAUUGCCUUAAUAUUUUGUUCACUUCCCAUUAACAUGAAUAUUUAAACACCAUAAUUGCAGUUCAUAUUUGUAUUGAUUACAUUCGAUAUCAGACAAGUACUUAAUGGCAUUAUUUUAUGGCAACGUUAUCAUUAUACUGACUAUAAUUUAUUUCAUAUGGCAACCUGAGAUUUAAUAAAUUAUAAUGUAAAUAUAA
Molecule: messenger RNA, 1159 nt
Organism: Gallus gallus (chicken)
Lineage: Eukaryota; Metazoa; Chordata; Aves; Galliformes; Phasianidae
Gene: TCIM
Product: C8orf4 homolog
Exons: 1
Coding region: 46-366 (106 amino acids)
Biological process (GO): negative regulation of Notch signaling pathway; endothelial cell activation involved in immune response
Cellular component (GO): cytosol; nucleus
Molecular function (GO): Notch binding
Source: RefSeq, a predicted model, not a curated record